Molecule: messenger RNA, 411 nt
Organism: Ostertagia ostertagi
Lineage: Eukaryota; Metazoa; Nematoda; Chromadorea; Rhabditida; Trichostrongylidae
Source: the annotation of a GenBank genome assembly
AUGUCAGACGACUUAGACCGUGAAAUUCAGCUGCUAGAAUUCGAACGCCAGACUUCCAUGGAUGCCAUUCGCGACACUCUACAGAGCAUCACCACUAGACUCGACAGUUUAUUCGCGAUGGUAGGGGAAAUGAAACAAGACGUGCGCACAUUGCUGGACCGAACAGCACCGAAGUCCUCGUGCGUAUUCUGUCUGGUCAACGACAAUGUCGACAAUCACCUUACUUCUCGCUGCCAUCGCUACCCCGAUCCGAUCAGUCGAGCAAUGAGAAUUUCCGAACUACGCUUGUGUGAGCGCUGCCUGCGCCAAGAGCACGGCGCAGCCGUUUGUACCGUUACCUGUAACAACUGUCGAGGACCCCACAACACUGUGCUCUGCGCUGGUCAUCCAAUCAGAAAGCGUAAGCUUUGA